Molecule: messenger RNA, 2645 nt
Organism: Darwinula stevensoni
Lineage: Eukaryota; Metazoa; Arthropoda; Ostracoda; Podocopida; Darwinulidae
Source: the annotation of a GenBank genome assembly
CAUGGCAUGGGUAGCUGUUGCUCAGCACAGCACGGCACAUAGGGGAUUGCCUCCUUGCUUGGCUGCGUGGCUCGCCCAGGCCUUCAGAAGUGUCAGACAGGGGGGCCUGCCUCUUUCCGCCCUGACGCAAUCUACUGGCUUCCGCGCGCUCUUUUCUCAUCAGUGCUCCUCCACCUCACAAUGCGCUCCCGUGCCUGGUCAUCAUGAAGCCCCAAGAUAAGGUUCCGUCUCGGCGUAAGGGGCCCCGGUCUCUGUUGGGGACGAAGAACUUGGAAACCCAUAAGGCCAUGUGUGAAAAAUAUCAACCGUGGGCCAAAAGUAAUUAUGGGGACACGACAAAGGCAAAAACGAUCACUCGACGGAAGGAGACACGAAUCCGCAGAAUUCUCACGGGUAUCGACAAAGGAAGUGAGAAUGGCAAGUUCAGGGUGUGGGUGCGUUCCAAAGGAUUCCACAUUGGGCUACCUGGAGAUGGUCCCACGCCAGACGACGCGCUCUACGUCCCGGCCUCGCCUAACAAGGUCAGUUCCCAAAUCCACCUGGUCUUUUGCUUUGUCAUGAAUUCUACUGCAAGUGAAGAAAGUAUAGGAAAUGCGGAUCUUCAAACCACCGGGUGCUUUUUAAAAUAUUUAAAUCGUCAUACUAGACUCAUGGUCAGUCUAGACUCUAGAGGUUGGAAAUUAUAGGAAAAGGAUGGAAUUCAUCUGUGGUCCUCGUCUCUUAUUACACUUUCUUAAUCAUAAAAUGUAGCUAUUUGUCCCCAAGUUGGAAUUGGUAUGUGAGACAUGUAGCGCGAGGCGUCUGCCGCUAAGAAGAAAGCAGCCAGGUGGAAAUGCGUGACCUCCGUCUUACGGCGUGUCCCCAUCCGUCCGUCCGUCCAUCCGCCUGUCUCGUCUCGCCUCGCCUCGUCUUGCCUUGCCCUAUUAAUUCAACGAUAUCCAGACUGAGACUGUCUGAGAGAGCUGGUUCCUCCGGAUGAGCCUGGGCCAUGGGGGGGCGGAGAGGAGAGGAAUCAAUCAACCUCCCCUAGCAGAGAGUGUGGGAGUGCAGCGGAUGGAUGUAGAGGAGAAAAGCGAGUAGAGAGGAGCUGGAGCCUUGUCCCGGGCCGGCGAGAGAUUAGGGGGGAAGGCUGGGGAUGUGGCUGUCAUUCCUUGCCUUGCCUUUCUUCUCUCCUGAGCCCAUCCCUUCUCUGGGCAAGCCGACCUCGAAGGAUUAUCCAAAUGGACCAGUCCAAUACAAGAAAGUGGCAGUUGUAGAGGAAUUUUUCGAAAUCAUUUACAAUAUCCACGUUGAGAUUGAAGGAAGACAUGGAAAGCAUGCCGGACAGAAAAGGACCUACAAAGCGGUGUCGGAACAAUACGCUUUCCUGCCUCGAGAAGCCGUGACCAAGUUCCUUGCGAUGUGCAUGGAUUGCCGAAGGAAACGAUCGGGGAAAAGCUCCGAGGAUUCUUCCACACCUAACUCUGUAUCUCCCGAACAUUAUGCGGUGGACGUGAACCGAAAUGAGUUGGAUUUCAGCAUCCCUAUCACAAGUGCUUAUUUGAAGCAGGCUGGGAACCACCACGUACCUGAUACGGACGGCUCGUUCGAAGGAGAUGAGCUGAGAGGGAGCGAGGGGGAGGGAGGAGAGGAGGGAGAGGGAGAGUGUCCUAGGUCCCCAGGUGACGUGAGAGGGGCGCUCGAUCUGAGUAGAUCAGGCUCCGGCCCGUGCAGAGACUUCACCACUUCCCCUCGCGCCCGCACUUCCACCAGCAUUCGAUUAUCCCCCAUCAACAUGCUGAACGGGAAAGAGUCCCCACUGCCUAUUGGGGGUCAAAUGGCAUCAUCGCCGGCUCGUUCUGAAGGAAGUUGCUCCCUCGUUUCGGGUCCGUGUGCGGACGCAGAUGUGAUAUUCCCGGCUCCGAGAGAGUCUGAUUGCCUCUCAUCCAUGUCCCAGAUGGAGAACAUGCAGAGACGCAAGACUUUCGGGGCGUACGUGAGAAAGAUCGUCGACGAGAGUUUGGAUCGAAUGCUCCCGAUAUCCAGGCAGCCGCCGGAGAAGAUAAAUGUCCUAGUGGAGCAGUGCCAACAGUUGUAUCCCGAGUUCAUCCAUGAAGCUCGGAACCGAAUUCGCUCCUAUCUCAAGUCGUGUCGAAGGAACAAGAAAAUCCGAGAGCUCGAACAUAUCCAGACUAACGUUGUGGGGGCCGACGAACCGGCGUCGACGACAAGCAGUAAGAGGAAACUAGUAGGAGACGAUGGGAAAGGGAAAGGGGCGAGGAAAGUGAAGGUGGAAGAAGAGCGAGAUGCCGACAAGCCCUCCCCUGUAAUUCAUUCCCUCGACAAAAAGGAAGAGAUGGAUGUUGACGGCGAGGGCAAGGGCGAGAGAGGGCGUGGUCGACUGGACAGUCUCACCCCAGCGGAAAAGGCUCACCUGGAACAGAUCAUCUCCUGCUAUCGCCAAUCCGCCGCUUAUCUCCUCAGCAGUGCUAACAGACUCGAGGGACUCAUUCAGUCUUGACCGUGUGGGACUGGGUCUUUCUUAACGCUUCUCUCCCUCCCUAUUUAUUUUUUUCUCUCCCACCCAAGAUGUCCAUGGAGUGAAAUGAAAUGCAGUCAGGAAAGUUUUCGUCUAAUUACAGACUUUUCUUGCUUCAUUUCUGAUU